This is a messenger RNA of Oncorhynchus nerka (sockeye salmon), 5610 nucleotides long. Its product is annotated as RNA polymerase II subunit A C-terminal domain phosphatase-like. The record is from RefSeq and is a predicted model, not a curated record. Gene Ontology annotation, cellular component: nucleus. Lineage: Eukaryota; Metazoa; Chordata; Actinopteri; Salmoniformes; Salmonidae. Gene Ontology annotation, molecular function: RNA polymerase II CTD heptapeptide repeat phosphatase activity.
GCAUCUUGUUUACAUGAUAGUCUCGACUUCUCUUUGACAUGCUAUGCAUGCACCUCAAACUGACACGUUUAUUUCAACACAAAAGGAUGACAACUGUUCCAUUAUCAAAGUAUUUUAAGUGACUUAAAAGUAGAGAGGUCCUCUGUCAUCAGAGCCACCGGAAGCUGUCCGACUGUCGUCGCUGAGGUCUUGUGUUUCCUGUUCACUGGCGGGAAGAGCGAAAGAAUCUGGACCAUCGGUCUGUUUUCAAAACGCACGUUGCUUUUUAAAAUUAUUAUUAGCGCAGUUUCAAUAAUUUAUAAUAAACUGAAUUCCACAUGAUUUGGAUACAUAUAUUAGGUUGACCUGUGCUUAUAGUUUAAAGGGGUUUGAAGCGCGAAACCGAUGGAGGAGCCCGCUGACUCCGUCCGUGGCGGGGCAGCACAGGGCCCCACCGCGCAAGUGGCAGAGAUCCGCUGCCCAAUGGCAGCGCGUCCUAUGCGGCUGCUGGAAUGGAAAGUCAAACCAGGGUCCCUCGUCAAUGUGGACUCGGUGUUGGGGUUAUGUGUUCCCAUCCCGCUGGAGAAAGAGGCCGGGUCUCAGCCUUCAGAACAGCCCAAAAGGCUGCAAGAGAAGAAACUGAAAUCGGAUCGAGCUGGAGUGGUGAAGGACCUAUGUUGUCUACUUGGACAAGUCAUAUCGCCUGGUGCUGUGAUUGUCAGAGUAGAAGAAUGCAGUCAUCCAGUCGUGAUGAAGGGGCUGUGUGCUGAAUGUGGUCAGGACCUCACACAGAUGCAGAGUAAUAAUGGGAGGCAGCAGGCUCACAUCUCCACGGCAAACGUUUCCAUGGUGCACAGUGUCCCCGAGUUGAUGGUCAGCUCUGAGCAAGCGGAGCAGUUGGGCAGAGAGGACCAGCAGAGACUCCACAGGAACAAGAAGCUGGUUCUUAUGGUUGAUCUGGACCAAACCCUGAUCCACACCACCGAGCAUCACUGUCAGCGCAUGUCCAAUAAGGGAAUCUUCCACUUCCAGCUGGGGCGGGGGGAGCCCAUGUUACACACGCGACUGCGUCCGAACUGCAAAGACUUCCUGGAGAAGAUCGCCCAGCUCUAUGAGCUGCAUGUCUUCACUUUCGGAAGCCGCCUCUAUGCGCACACCAUCGCAGGCUUCCUGGACCCUGAGAUGAAGCUGUUCUCCCACAGGAUCCUGUCCAGAGACGAAUGCAUCGACCCCUUCUCCAAGACAGGGAACCUGAGGAAUCUGUUCCCGUGUGGUGACUCGAUGGUAUGUAUUAUAGAUGAUCGGGAGGACGUGUGGAAGUUUGCUCCCAACCUGAUCACUGUGAAGAAGUACGUCUACUUCCAGGGCACAGGAGACAUCAACGCUCCGCCCGGGUCUAAAGAGGCCCAGCAGGCAAGGAAAGCCGGCAGCCAGGCCAGCCGACCGGCAGAGGCCUCGGAAGCAGCAGUAACGUCCGGGCCUACAGCGGGGUCGUCUGCGUCAGAGGAGCGGAGUAACGGCCGUAAGAAACAGCGGUCUAAAGACCACAACAACGGAGGGAGGGUGGAGUCAACAGCCCCCUCAGCCACUCAGGAAGCAGCAGCCAAUGAACGGACUCAACCGGGCGAGGCUGUGGAGGAGGGUCGGGGCGGGGGGGCCGAUGCCAGCACGGCAGCACAGGUGAGCGACAGGACAAAUGUGAAAGAGGAUGUGCAAGGAGAAGAGGAGGAUGGCAGCAGGACAGUGGGCUCCGAGGAGGAAGCUCUUCCUACAUCCUCCACUCCUCCAGACCUCCAUGAGCCCAACAGCAACCUGGACUUUGACCUGUCCAGCGACUCUGACUCUGUUACGUGUAAACCACCCUCAUCAGACAGUGAGGGGGAGUACAGCCAGACCAGGAAGUCCAAACAGGAAGGGGUGGAGCAGGCGGCAGUAGAGGAGCCAUCAGGCGGGGCUGGAGGAAAGGAAGAGGGGGUUAUUAAGCAGAAGGGCACCGGGGAGAACAGCUCCGAGGUAGGAGGGGAGACGUCUGUGCUAGUCCUCCCUCCUGAGCAGGAGAACGGGCGCUCAGAUCGGAGGGAGGCUGAGACAAAGUCCCAGAACAGUGAACAGUCAGGAGUCACCAUGGAGGAGGAGGAGGUGGACCAGGAUAACCACCUCAUCUACCUACAAGAGGUGCUGGAGCGUAUCCAUGGAGAAUACUACGCCCGCUACAGCGCCUUCCUCAGGAAGGAACGCCCAGAGACGCCUGAUAUCAGGAAGGAACGCCCAGAGACGCCUGAUAUCAGGAAGGAACGCCCAGAGACGCCUGAUAUCAGGAAGGAACGCCCAGAGACGCCUGAUAUCAGGAAGAUCGUCCCGGAGCUGAAGGCCCGGAGCCUGGAGGGCACCACCAUUGUGUUCUCUGGGCUGUACCCCACCAACUACCCAAUGGAGAGAACCAGGGAGAACUACCACGCCAAGGCCCUGGGAGCAAAGAUAGGCAAGAGCCUCCUGCUCAGCUCUAAAGACCCUGGCAGAACCACGCACCUCAUUGCUGCUAGAGCAGGUACAGAGAAGGUGCGUCAGGCCCAAGGCUGUAAACGCCUCCAUGUGGUGAAUCCUGACUGGCUGUGGGGAUGUCUGGAGCGCUGGGAAAGGGUGGAUGAAUCACUGUAUCCACUGAAGGAGGACUACACCAAGACCCAACAGCUCAACAGCCCAGCCACGUUCCCUGACCACCAAGGGUCCUUCCAGAACCCCCGUUCCCCCCGGCCCCUCCACCUCCCCCCUCCAGCUGCCCCUGAGGUGCGGACGUACGACCCGGUCACGGGGAAGCUGAUUCGCCGCGGGCUUCAGGCCUCUAGACCACCAUCUUACCUCCAGGCCUCCAUGUCUGCUGCCCACGGUGACCAGACAUCCCUGAGGGGGGGUCAGAAGGACCAGCAGGGGGAGACGGCGGGUCCCUCCAGUCGAGACGAGGAGCAGCCUGGACCCUCCUGCCGCCGCAGGGAACGCCAGCCCAGCAUGUCAGAGACCAACCCUCUCUACACAUUCUGUAAAGAAGACCUAGACAGCAUGGACAAGGAGGUGGACGACAUGCUCGAUGAGGAGAGCGACGAGGAGGGAGAAGGCCGGGGGAAGAAGACGAUGGAAGAGCAGAUGGAGGAAGAAGAGGGGCAGCGGCCAAAGGGUAGUGGACAGAGCACUGAGGGAGAGAAGCACCACCAACGGCACCACCACCACGAGCAGCAGCACCAUGACCAGCUGAAGCAGCACUAUCACCAGCUGCAGCAGCAGGGUCUGGCUACCGUUGUAGAGGAGACUGAGAAAACACAGACGCCGCCUAGUCACCAGGGCGGUACAACGACGGCGGACAGCGUGCCAAGGGGACAGAAGCGCAAGCUUGCUGAGGCCAAGGAGGAGGAAGAGGGGGAGUCGGCGGACGAGUCCACCAAGGAUUCUAAUGAGGAAGAGGAAGGAAGCAGCUCAGAGGCUGAUGAGAUGGCCGCUGCCCUGGAUGCGGAGCUCAACAACUUCAUUUGACAAGGAUGAAUUUGAUUGGACAAAAGAACUGGGGCGUUUGAUUGGACGUUUGUGAACGACGCCUCACAGAAACACUCUUAAUUUCCCCAGCAGAUUUACGUCCAGGUGGUGCCUGAAUCUUUGUCUCUACGCUGUGUGCCGUGUGUGUGUGUGGAUGUGUUUUAACGAGGUUGAAUGUGUUGUACAGAAUGAAAAGGUAGGUUAGUACAGUAGGAAAACGUCGGUGUGUAAAUAUACGCUCAAAAAAAUAAAGGGAACACUAAAAUAACACAUCCUAGAUCUGAAUGAAUGAAAUAUUCUUAUUAAAUACUUUUUUCUUUACAUAGUUGAAUGUGCUGACAACAAAAUCACACAAAAAUGAUCAAUGGAAAUCAAAUUUAUCAACCCAUGGAGGUCUGGAUUUGGAGUCACACUCAAAAUUAAAGUGGAAAACCACACUACAGGCUGAUCCAACUUUGAUGUAAUGUCCUUAAAACAAGUCCAAAUGAGGCUCAGUAGUGUGUGUGGCCUCCACGUGCCUGUAUGACCUCCCUACAACGCCUGGGCAUGCUCCUGGGCAUGCUCCUGAUGAGGUGGCGGAUGGUCUCCUGAGGGAUCUCCUCCCAGACCUGGACUAAAGCAUCCGCCAACUCCUGGACAGUCUGUGGUGCAACGUGGCGUUGGUGGAUGGAGCGAAACAUGAUGUCCCAGAUGUGCUCAAUUGGAUUCAGGUCUGGGGAACGGGCUGGCCAGUCCAUAGCGUCAAUGCCUUCCUCUUGCAGGAACUGCUGACACAUUCCAGCCACAUGAGGUCUAGCAUUGUCUUUUAUUAGGAGGAACCCAGGGCCAACCGCACCAGCAUAUGGUCUCACAAGGGGUCUGAGGAUCUCAUCUCGGUACGUAAUGGCAGUCAGGCUACCUCCUGCGAGCACAUGGAGGGUUGUGCGGCCCCCCAAAGAAAUGCCACCCCACACCAUGAGUGACCCACCGCCAAACCGAUCAUGCUGGAGGAUGUUGCAGGCAGCAGAACGUUCUCCACUGUGUUUCCAGACUCUGUCACAUGUGCUCAGUGUGAACCUGCUUUCAUCUGUGAAGAGCACGGCACCAGUAGCGAAUUUGUCGAUCUUGUUGUUGUCUGGCAAAUGCCAAACGUACUGCUUGGUUGGGCUGUAAGCCCAACCCCCACCUGUGGACGUCGGGCCCUCAUACCACCCUCAUGGAGUCUGUUUCUGACCGUUUGAGCAGACACAUGCACAUUUGUGGCCUGCUGGAGGUCAUUUUGCAGGGCUCUGGCAGUGCUCCUCCUUGCACAAAGGCGGAGGUAGCGGUCCUGCUGCUGGGUUGUUGCCCUCCUACGGCCUCCUCCACGUCUCCUGAUGUACUGGCCUGUCUCCUGGUAGCGCCUCCAUGCUCUGGACACUACGCUGACAGACACAGCAAACCUUCUUGCCACAGCUCGCAUUGAGGUGCCAUCCUGGAUGAGCUGCACUACCUGAGCCACUUGUGUGGGUUGUAGACUCCGUCUCAUGCUACCACUAGAGUGAAAGCACCGCCAGCAUUCAAAAGUGACCAAAACAUCAGCCAGGAAGCAUAGGAACUGAGAAGUGGUCUGUGGUCACCACCUGCAGAACCACUCCUUUAUUGGGGGUGUCUUGCUAAUUGCCUAUAAUUUCUACCUGUUGUCUAUUCCAUUUGCACAACAGCAUGUGACAUUUAUUGUCAAUCAGUGUUGCUUCCUAAGUGGACAGUUUGAUUUCACAGAAGUGUGAUUGACUUGGAGUUACAUUGUGUUGUUUAAGUGUUCACUUUAUUUUUUUGAGCAGUGUAGUUGUAGAUCAUUUUUAGGGUUAAUGUAGAAACUUUCGACAGUUUUAUUGUAAGAUUAAAAAAAAUAGGAGAGAUUUUGGCUAAUUUAGUAUUACUUGAGGUUUUUUUUUCACAUUAAAGACUUUUAUAUAAAUUCAACAAAUUACUUAAUUCAUUGGUCGUAUGAUGCCAAAGAGUUUGAACUAGGCCAAUCAGAGCCUGCAGCUAAAGAUUUUACUCUGACAUCACAUCCUGUGUUCCUAUUUCCUGUUGUUUUUUAGGGGUGAACCAUUAAAACAUUGUUACCAGCAGAACGACUAA